This is a messenger RNA of Scatophagus argus, 2068 nucleotides long. It is a transcript of the gene lratd2b, whose product is annotated as LRAT domain containing 2b. Bases 407 to 1216 code for a protein of 269 amino acids. The transcript has 2 exons. The record is from RefSeq and is a predicted model, not a curated record. Lineage: Eukaryota; Metazoa; Chordata; Actinopteri; Scatophagidae.
CACCUCCCUGUAGUCUCUGGAUCCUGCUUGAGUUUCGUUGCAACAACCUCUGUGGUUCAUACUACAGACGGUCUGUAGAGCACAGCAAACUCCGUUACCACACAGGAAAGAGCAGCUGCCAGCACACUGUCAAACAGUCCUGUUUGUUUUUCCGAUGUGACGACUGGAGUGUGGGAGCUGCUGUCAGGGGCUGAACUGCAGGUCGGCGCAGGUGGAGCUCAUUUGAAGGCUAUGUACAGCUGGACAUGGAUUAUUGGUGCCCGUCCUCGCCGCUUUGGAUUUAGUUGAAACACAGCCCAGCUCUGCGCCUCCUCCCGUCUCUUCUCCGCGGUGAAGUGAGUGCGCCAAGAACAGGUGGAUCCUGUUUGUGUGCUCAGCUUUAUCCCACAGUCCGCCUUUCACCUUUAUGGGGAACCAGGUGGAGAAAUUAACGCAUUUAAAUUACGCAGAGGUGCCGACGUCGGACCCAAAUGGGUUCGACCCGGACGACGACGGACAGCGGAUUGGUGUCUCUUACAUUUUCUCCAACGACGACGGCGACGACGACCAGGACGAUAAUUUGGACCACUUUUCAUCGGUCGACCACACGGUGAAACACGAAGAGAAGCCCUUCGACCCUCAGGAUGAGCUGGAGUGCUCCAUUCACUACCGAGAGGAGUGCGUCUACGAGAGAAACACCGGAGCCGCGACUCACUCUGCGGAAAGUCUCCUGAACAAGUGCAGACCCGGGGACCUGCUGGAGUUUGUGGCCACUGGACAGUAUCCACACUGGGCUGUUUACGUGGGGGACUUCCAGGUGGUUCACUUGCACAGGGCUGAGAUAAAGAACAACUUUCUCACCGAUGUGAGCCAGGGCAAAAAAGGCAGAAUAGUGAACGGUCUCUACAGGUACCGUGCGUUACCACCGGAGGUGAUUGUGCGCAACGCCCUGGAUCAUGUUGGAUCGAGGGACAGAGAGCUGUACUGGAGAAACUCGGAGUGUUUUGCCGCCUGGUGCCGGUUUGGCAAACGGGAGUUCAAAAUCGGAGGUGAGAUCAGGAUUGGAAAGCAGCCGUACAAGUUAAAAUUACGCUUUUCAGAGAAGAAGAGUCACGUCCUGGAGUUUCAGAGCCUCGAGGACGUGAUCAUGGAAAAGAGGAGGAACGAUCAGAUUGGCAAAGAUGCCGUGAUGCAAGAGCUGGCCAACCACCUGAACGCAACACAUGAAAUCAAAUAAGAACAUUUUGUCAAAUCGUAGUGGAUUCUCUGGUCACCUGAUGCGGAUCUGACCUGUAGGCUAAAUAAGAUGUUCUGUGGAAAAUGCCCAGUUCUUCGUGCUUAAAAACAAAGCGUGGAGUAUUUAUCAAGUCAGCCAGUAAAAGCUUUGUCUGUGGGCUUGGGAGCGUUUGAAUCUUCAGAAGGAGUGCAAAUACAUCUUAAAGUCUUUUUUUUCUCUCUCUGAAAUGAGUGGGGUGACACUUGUUUCUUUCUCAAGUGCAUUAGCAAAGCAGGUUCCAACAAUCAAAACAAAACUCUCCCAAUCCGAUUUGGGUCGGCAUCGAGUGAAAAUUUCACACUGGGAAAUUUCCUUCCUCUUCAAAAAUCACAGAAUUUUUUUCACACCCAACCCAAAGUAAAGACUUUUCAUGAUGGGUACAUAAUUUGCAUCUGAGCUGCACCUGCAGUCUAAUCAUUUGGGGAUGAAAUCAGAAUUGAAUUGUCCAUAAUUAUCUUUCUAAUCCAAUGAAUCUUUGCACAGGGGAGCAAAACCUCCCCAAUGUACUUCUACCUGAUGAGAGUGCUGACAGUGCUUGCUCCUGUACAACUCAGGUGUUGGACAUCAAUACAGAGUGGAAGAGACUUGUCUCCUUGCUUUUAUUAAUGUGUGUAAACCUUGCGGAUUCCCUAACUGUUGCUUUAUAGCCAGUCAUCACAUGACUUUGCCCACUUUUUGACUACCUUGCGGACGCUGUUCACAGUUUUGACAGUUCACUUGUAUUGAUUCAUCCAUUUCAACAGUUUAUUUUUUUGGACAAAAAAGAUGUUUGUAUGAAGGAAUAUUGAAAUAAAUAUAUAUUUGAAGAGUAAA